AUGGCGCUCUACCUGCUCUCGGAGCAGGCCUCGGGCUUCGCUCUCUUCGAGGUGACCGCCACGGACGAGACCAACCAGACUGCCGAGGCCGUGCAGCAGGCCUACGCGGACGCGUCGCGGUUCGGCAAGGUCCUCAAGCUCGCGGCCUUCAAGCCAUUCGAGUCCGCACAGGAGGCGCUGGAGAACAUCCUCGCCGUGUCAGACAAUGAGACCACGGAGCUGCUACGCUCCUUCUUGGAAACCAACCUCCCGAAGGUCAAGUCGCUCUCAAAGGCCAAGUUCAAGCUCGGCGUCGCGGAGCCGCAGCUCGGGAAGGCCAUCCAGGAGCAGGCCACCAUCCCGUGCCAGUCGGGCGCCUACGUGGGCGAGCUGCUCCGCGGCGUGCGGCUCCACUUCGGCACGCUCGUCAAGGGCCUCACCGAGCAGGACGUCCACCGCUCGCAGCUCGGCCUCGCGCACUCGUACAGCCGCAGCAAGGUGCAGUUCAACGUCAAGAAGGUCGACAACAUGAUCAUCCAGGCGAUCGCGCUGCUCGACACGCUCGACAAGGACAUCAACACCUUCGUCAUGCGCGUCCGCGAGUGGUACUCCUGGCACUUCCCCGAGCUCUGCAAGGUCGUGCCGGACAACUACCAGUACGCGCGCGUGGCGCUGGUGGUGCGCGACAAGGCGUCCGCGUCCGACGAGCUCGUGCCCGCGCUCGCGGAGAUCCUCGGCGAGGAGGACCGCGCGCGCGAGGUCGUCGAGGCCAGCAAGGCCUCGAUGGGGCAGGACAUCUCGCCCAUCGACCUGGUCAACAUCGCGGCGUUCGCGAAGCGCGUGAUCUCGCUCGCGGAGUACCGGCAGAAGCUCUGGGCGUACCUGCAGGACAAGAUGAAGGUCGUCGCGCCCAACCUGAGCGCGCUGAUCGGGGAGGUGGUCGGGGCGCGCCUCAUCUCGCACGCGGGGUCGCUGGUGUCGCUCGCCAAGUACCCCGCGUCGACGGUGCAGAUCCUGGGCGCGGAGAAGGCGCUGUUCCGCGCGCUCAAGACCAAGGGCAACACGCCCAAGUACGGCCUGAUCUUCCACUCGAGCUUCAUCGGGCGGGCCAAGGCGCGCAACAAGGGGCGGAUCUCGCGGUACCUCGCGAACAAGUGCUCGAUCGCGUCGCGGAUCGACGCGUUCAUGGACGCGUCGAGCGACGUGUUCGGCAGCAAGAUGAAGGAGCAGGUGGAGGAGCGGCUGCGGUUCUACGACGAGGGCGUUGCGCCGCGGAAGAACCUCAAGGUGAUGGAGGAGGCGAUGAAGGAGCUCGGGGGCGCGGACCUGGCGGACGAGGAGCCCGGGAGCGCGAAGAAGAAGGAGAAGAAGGAGAAGAAGGAGAAGAAGGACAAGAAGGACAAGAAGCGCAAGGCGGAGGAGGUGGAGGCGGCGCCGGAGAGCGGGAAGAAGGCGAAGAAGGAGAAGAAGGAGAAGAAGAGCAAGAAGUAG
Pedinophyceae sp. YPF-701 is the source of this 1470-nucleotide messenger RNA. NCBI's taxonomy places the organism in Eukaryota, Viridiplantae, Chlorophyta, Pedinophyceae. The record is from the annotation of a GenBank genome assembly.